GUACAAUUUUAAAACUGGUCGGACGUAUUGCCGAACGAAACAAGUGAAUUUUUAUAAAUUGAAAAAAAUUCAUAUAUCCUACCACAAGCAUCAUGUCUCUUUCCUUGGUCCUGCGUGGCGCCGUGCGCUUUAAUGCCGCAAAUCUCGUUAAGUCGGCGCGCAUCACGCCACUGAAGGCCUACUCCACAAUUGUGGCUAACGCCCAACGUCAGACUCUCAAGCCCCUGGCUCUGACCAAGAUAGUCGCGCCUGUAGUUCGUGAGAUCUCUGUGAGUGCACCACGCAUGGCUUCGGCUGAGUCCAGCCACACCGCCUUGUGGACACUGGAACGCCUGGUAUCGGCUGGUCUUUUGGCCAUUAUCCCAGCUGCCUUCAUUGCCCCAUCCCAGAUACUGGAUGCACUGCUGGCCAUCUCAGUGGUCAUUCACGCUCAUUGGGGUGUUGAGGCCAUGGUCGUCGACUACAUGCGUCCAUCUGUGGUGGGCAAUAUUCUGCCAAAGGUGGCUCACAUUGCGCUCAUCGUCGUCUCGGUGGCCACACUGGGAGGUCUCUUCUACUUCAUCCAAAACGACGUGGGUCUGGCCAAUGGGAUUAAGCGUUUCUGGGCCAUCAAGGGCAAGGAUGCUGAGGAGAAGAAGCAGUCCUAAGUCCCGAAGUAUUCAAUCCAGUUUCCGCAGACACGCAAAACCACACCCGUUAUUUAUUGAUAGUUUUGUGUGUUCCAAAAUCCACGGCCCGGCAGUUACAAAUAUAGGCAGUAAAUAAAUAAAUUGUAUAAAGAGAAAAGGCGCACAUGUUUUUACAAAAAUGUAUUUUUCGAACAACUGCACCUAUUUAAUUAGUUGGGCAACGUUAAGCUGGGGGAACAAGCUGUGUUGUUCCACUUACGUAUGGUAAUCUAGGCAAUAAACAUUUUGUGCUAUUGUACACCU
Drosophila obscura is the source of this 932-nucleotide messenger RNA. It is a transcript of the gene SdhD, whose product is annotated as succinate dehydrogenase [ubiquinone] cytochrome b small subunit, mitochondrial. Gene Ontology annotation, biological process: tricarboxylic acid cycle; mitochondrial electron transport, succinate to ubiquinone. Lineage: Eukaryota; Metazoa; Arthropoda; Insecta; Diptera; Drosophilidae. The coding region runs from base 93 to 647 and encodes 184 amino acids. Gene Ontology annotation, cellular component: mitochondrial envelope; membrane. The record is from RefSeq and is a predicted model, not a curated record. The transcript has 4 exons. Gene Ontology annotation, molecular function: ubiquinone binding; heme binding.